Molecule: messenger RNA, 4414 nt
Organism: Stegastes partitus (bicolor damselfish)
Lineage: Eukaryota; Metazoa; Chordata; Actinopteri; Pomacentridae
Gene: ogdhl
Product: oxoglutarate dehydrogenase L
Exons: 22
Coding region: 1-3069 (1022 amino acids)
Biological process (GO): tricarboxylic acid cycle
Cellular component (GO): mitochondrion; oxoglutarate dehydrogenase complex
Molecular function (GO): oxoglutarate dehydrogenase (succinyl-transferring) activity; thiamine pyrophosphate binding
Source: RefSeq, a predicted model, not a curated record
AUGAGUCAGUUUCGGGCGUUAGCGGGUGUGCUGAAGGGUGGGUGCGCUGGAGGGAGCCAGCUGCUUCGUGGGUGUGGAAGGGGCCCGGCCAGGCGCUGGCUUGAUCCAAAAAGAGGCUGCUCCUCCUCCUCCUCCACCUCCUCCAGGACUGAGCCGCUUCUCCCAGCGGUGGCCAGCAGCUCCAGCUAUGUGGAGGAGAUGUACUUCGCCUGGCUGGAGGACCACAAAAACGUCCAUGAGUCCUGGGACGGAUUCUUCCGAAACAUGCAGGCCUCUAGUCCAUCUGGCGAGGCAGCUGAGACACGUCCCUCCACCCUGCUCCAGGGCCGAGUGAUGUCCCACUCACUCGACAUGGCGCAGAAAGUGGUGGAGGACCACCUGGCUGUACACACUCUUAUCAGAGCCUACCAGAUUCGCGGUCACCAUGUUGCUCAGUUAGACCCUCUUGGCAUCCUGGAGGCUGACCUGGACUCCUUUGUUCCCUCCGACCUGAUAACCACCAUUGAUAAAUUAGGUUUCUAUGGUCUUGAUGAGUCUGACUUGGAUAGAAGCUUCCAGCUGCCCUCCACCACCUUCAUCGGUGGACAAGAGACUACUCUUCCUCUUAGAGAAAUUAUACGCAGACUAGAGACAUCCUACUGCGGUCACAUCGGGGUUGAAUUUAUGUUCAUUAACAAUGUGGACCAGUGUCAGUGGAUUCGACAGAAAUUCGAGAGUCCGGGAAUCAUGCAGUUCACUAAUGCAGAGAAGAGGACUUUGCUGGCCCGCCUGAUCCGAUCCACACGAUUUGAGGAUUUCCUGGCCAGAAAGUGGUCAUCAGAGAAACGAUUUGGUCUAGAAGGCUGUGAAGUUCUCAUCCCUGCUCUUAAAACCAUCAUCGACAAGUCGAGCGCUGCAGGCAUCGACAGUGUGAUCAUGGGGAUGCCUCAUCGGGGUCGACUAAACGUCUUGGCCAAUGUGAUCCGAAAGGAGCUGGACCAGAUCUUCUGUCAGUUUGACCCUAAAUUAGAAGCUACAGAUGAGGGCUCAGGUGAUGUCAAAUACCACCUUGGGAUGUACCACGAGAGGAUUAACCGGGAGACGGACAAGAACAUCACGCUGUCACUUAUGGCAAACCCCUCCCACCUGGAGGCAGUGGAUCCGGUGGUUCAGGGGAAGACCAAAGCUGAGCAGUUUUACAAAGGAGACACUCAGGGAAAGAAGGUGAUGUCCAUCUUGAUGCACGGUGAUGCUGCUUUUGCUGGACAAGGAGUUGUGUAUGAAACCUUUCAUCUGAGCGAGCUCCCCUCUUAUACCACACAUGGUACGAUCCAUGUGGUGGUCAACAACCAGAUUGGCUUCACAACAGAUCCUCGAGUGGCCCGCUCCUCUCCUUACCCCACUGAUGUUGCUCGGGUUGUCAAUGCACCCAUCUUCCAUGUGAAUGCUGACGAUCCUGAGGCUGUCAUUUACGUGUGCCGGGUGGCUGCAGAGUGGAGGUCCACCUUCAACAAGGACGUCGUCAUUGACCUGGUUUCUUACAGACGUUUUGGGCACAACGAAAUGGACGAGCCCAUGUUCACCCAGCCGCUCAUGUACAAACAGAUCCGUCGGCAGGAGCAUGUGCUGAAAAAGUACUCUGAUAAGCUCAUUGCUGAGGGAGUGGUGACGCUGCAGGAAUUUGAGGAAGAAGUUGCCAAAUAUGACAAGAUAUGUGAGGAGGCGUACACCAGCUCCAAGGAUGAGAAGAUCUUGCACAUUCGACACUGGCUUGACUCACCUUGGCCAGAUUUCUUCACAGCAGAAGGGGAACCCAGGAGCAUGAGCUGCCCCCCUACAGGACUGGACGAGGAGGUUCUGCAGCACAUUGGUCAGACAGCCAGCUCAGUGCCUCUGGAGGAUUUUAAGAUCCACCCUGGUGUGUCUCGUAUCCUGCGUGGUCGAGCUGACCUGGUGAAGAACCGUCAGAUGGACUGGGCUCUGGGAGAGUACAUGGCCUUUGGCUCCCUUCUGAAAGACGGCAUACACAUACGGCUCAGCGGGCAAGAUGUUGAGCGGGGAACUUUUAGUCACCGCCAUCAUGUUCUUCACGACCAAGAGGUGGACAAACGUAUCUGUGUUCCUAUGAACCACUUGUGGGAGAACCAGGCUCCUUACACUGUCUGCAACAGCUCCUUAUCAGAGUAUGGUGUUCUAGGUUUUGAGCUGGGGUUUGCCAUGGCCAGUCCAAAUGCUCUGAUCCUCUGGGAGGCCCAGUUUGGAGACUUUCACAACACGGCUCAGUGUAUCAUCGACCAGUUCAUCAGCUCGGGUCAGGCCAAGUGGGUCCGCAACAACGGCAUCAUCCUGCUGCUGCCACAUGGAAUGGAGGGAAUGGGUCCAGAACAUUCAUCAGCUCGACCUGAACGCUUCCUGCAAAUGAGCAAAGAUGAUCCAGAUCACAUCCCUGAGUUCAGUGGAGAUUUUGAAGUCGAGCAGCUGCAUGACUGUAACUGGAUUGUGGUCAACUGCUCCACACCUGCCAACUACUGUCAUGUGCUCAGACGACAGACUCUGCUGCCAUUCAGGAAACCGUUGAUCAUUUUCACUCCAAAAUCUCUGCUGAGGCACCCGGAUGCAAGGUCAAGUUUUGAUGACCUCGCCAAAGGCACUAAAUUCAGGAGACUGAUUCCUGAUGAGGGCCCUGCGAGUCAAAGCCCAGACCAAGUCAAGAGAGUCAUCUUCUGCACAGGCAAAGUCUACUAUGAGCUGGCUAAAGAGAGGAAACAGCAAAACUUGGAGAGAGAUGUUGCCAUCAUCAGACUUGAACAGAUCUCUCCUUUCCCAUUCGACCUGGUCGGAGAAGAGGCAGAUAAGUACGCCAAUGCUGAGCUGGUCUGGUGUCAGGAGGAGCACAAGAACAUGGGUUACUAUGAUUAUGUCCGGCCACGUUUCCUCACAGUGGUUGCCAACAAGAAACAUAUCUGGUAUGUGGGACGGGAUCCUGCGGCAGCACCUGCGACAGGCAACAAGUCCACCCACCUCAAUGAGCUGAAGAGGUUCAUGGACACUGCUUUCAACCUGAGCGCCUUCCAGGACAGGGACUUGUGAGGGAGACUUGAAACAAGAACCAUGGAGGAGGUGCAGUUUCGUCUCCAACCCCAACAGUCUUCAUGCAUUUUAAUCUCUCUUUUAGAUGUGGGACAAUCUGGAGCCUAGUGUUUUUAGUGAACGUCAUUUUAAGAGUGCAACAUACAUUUUCUGCCUCUAAAGGGUGCUAACACCUCCAACACCUUUAUGCAAACAUAAAGCAUCAUCACUGAGCCACAGAAUGGUCACUUGAGCAGCAGCUGUUGAAUGUUAAAGUGGUUUACAUAAGUAACACUCACACAACAAAAGUCCUAUUUGUGACAAUCAUUGUUAUUGGAGUAGCUUUAACACUGCUGAUACUUCCAUUGUUGUUGUGCUGAAUACGACUAUAUAUUAACAGUAUUGAUUUAUAUUUGUAUAGAUUUUUGUAGAUGAAUAGCAGAAGCUACGAGACGCACACGAAACACCUCACUUAUGUACUUAGACAACGAAUGUGACUCACAUAUCACAGGUACGAAAACCGCUGAGAUUUAACGCAUCAGUAGGUUUAGUGCCUGUAUUUGUUUCGGCUACCUUAGCUGUUAGUGAAGGAGUGUGUAUUUAUUGUCACACCUCACUUCACCAGGAGACAUGAGCCAGCUGGCACAGAGACUUCCAGCCAUGUUUUCUACUUAGGACAUAAGGCUCAGCUUCCUCUUCGGAAGCUGAGGGAUGCACACACACACACACAGACGCACAGACGCACAGAAACACAGCACAGCCUUGGAUGCUUUGAGAGCAAUAUUGACGCUUGCUUGUCAUUUUAAAAUCCCCAGGCGUUUAACAGAAUUUCUAUUAGUCACCACUGUGUUUAGAAAAAGCUCAGUAAAAAUCACGCUUCCUCUUUAGCUAUGCUUUUCUACAUACAGCCGGGAGAUUUGACAUGAAGCGCACACUCAUAUUUUUGCAUAUUUAGUGACUUAAACAGGAUUUAUGUGUGGUAAUUUAUUAAUGGGAAAAAAUAUAGCAACAAAUCCCUAUGGGUACUUAAACAUAUGCACAACUUGGUAGAAUUGCACUGAAACAUUAAAUAAUUAAAAUAUGCAAUAAAUGUAGUAUGUUUAUUAGUGUGCCUCCAUUGUGAUGUUUAACUGCUGCUGAUGCAUGACGUUUUGUUCAGGAACAAAAAGCGUAUGGUUGUACAGAAUAUUUACAUCGGUGCGAUACUCGAACUUCAGAUGACUGAUUUAUUAUUUGCUCAGAAACAAAUCGACUGUUAAACUUAUACAAGAGUGUUUCCAGAUUUUGUAUGCCCAUAUGUUUGUUGUAAUUGUGUAAAAAUAACUUAAAUGUCCCUUUCUGGUCAUUGAUUAAACCCCCCAACACU